This is a messenger RNA of Aspergillus steynii IBT 23096, 987 nucleotides long. RefSeq lists its product as uncharacterized. Lineage: Eukaryota; Fungi; Ascomycota; Eurotiomycetes; Eurotiales; Aspergillaceae. The coding region runs from base 1 to 987 and encodes 328 amino acids. The transcript is spliced from 5 exons. The record is from RefSeq and is a predicted model, not a curated record.
AUGGCCAACAACUAUAUCGACGAAGCUACAUUUGUGGCCGUGAUCUGGGUCUGCCUCACUAUCACAUUCUUCUUCUUGCUCGCCCAGCUGCUCCUCCAAUACCAGAUUGACCGCAAGUGGCGCACCAACGACGUCCUGCUAUUAGCGGCUUGGCUUCUCUUCCUCGGAAAUUGCAUCGUCUGGUCGGUAUGCCACAAGCAGAUGUUCCUGGUCUCAACCUUCACCACCGGUGCCAUCGACUAUGCGACGCUGCCCCCCAACAUCGCGUCCGUCAUGGAGCGGUACUUGCGCGGCCAGCUGGCCGGCUACCUCUCGUACACUAGCUUGUGGCUGGUCAAGCUCUCCUUUGUCUUCUUCUUCCGCCACUUGGGGAAUCGGUUUCGUGCGCAGCGCAUCUUGUGGUGGGUGGUUUUGGCGUUUGUCAUUUCCUGCUAUGCGGUCACACUGGGCGUCCUGGACUAUGCGUGCGAAAUGGCUUCGUUCGAAGAAAGUCUCGAGCUCUGCGCCAGUGCGCACUCAGUCUGGUAUGAACGCGUCAGUCUGAAAAUCUCGACAAGCAUGGACAUUGUGUCCGAUGCAGCUAUCAUCGUCCUCUCGGGAAACGUCAUAUGGAGAGUGAAAAUCAACCUCUGGAAGAAACUCGCCCUGAUCGGGGUAAGCUUCCUGACGGCGUUCAUUAUCAUCACCGCACUGGUGCGACUGUUGCUCAGUGUCUCAGGCACGGGCAUCUUGAGUGCCGCGUGGCUCGUUUUCUGGAACGCGAUUGAGAUCUGCGUCGCAAUCAUGAUGGCCUGCCUGGCGUCGUUCUGGACCUUCUACACGAAACUAAAGAGAUCCGCACGCGAUCUUCCAGGGCGCGGCGGGCUGUUCUCUCCACCCCGCGAUUACGCUUCCCUCGAAAGACCGAUUCUGAUGACCGGGAGUUUGCACGGCGGAGAUAAGCACGCUCAGUCUGCCGUGUCUGUGCAGAGCCACAUCUCGAUGUAG